AUGCCUCAUGCUAGUGAUAUCCAUGGUAAAUAUAUUCCACAUCAUACAAAUAAAAUAUAUGUCGAUGAUCGACCAUUUCAUAAUACCUAUAAUACUUCGAGUUCAGAUGAGUUAAUAACAUCACGUUCAAGCGCAUCACCAGAAAAAUUCGAAAAUGAUAUUGAUCAACUAGAAGACGUAUCUAUUAAAGAACAUACUGUUCAUUCUUCAGCACAAGGAUUUUGGACAACAAAAAAAUUAAUAAUUCUUAUCUGUUGCCUCGUUCUUCUUGCUAUUUGCAUUGCUGUAGCUGUGGUUCUCGUUUUUAUGCUAAGAAAAACCGAUACUACUAGUAGUUUAGAUACGACAGAUACAACGGCAACAACUACUACUGCUACAACACAGACUACAACAACUGCCACCACAACUACUAGUACAACUUCAACCACAUCACCACCAAAUCCAUGUAGUUCGGGUGCCUUACGUUGGAAUACAACAGCUACAACUGUACUUAGUUCAUCACAAAUAUUAUCACCUAGUGGUAUGUAUAUUGAUUCAAGUAAUACAUUGUUUGUAGUGGAUGAAACUCCUAAUGCUGUCGUAUGGAAACUAUUAUAUAAUGCUGCAAGUGCUACUAAUGUAGCUGGAGUAUAUCAAUCACCUAGUUCUACUUCAGAUCGAUUCAGUUAUCCUCAAGAUGUUUAUGUUGAUCCAAGUGGAAAUAUAUAUGUAACUGAUUAUUAUAAUUAUAGAGUACAAAAAUUUGCUAGUGGAUCAUCAACUGGAACAACUAUUGCUGGAAUAACUCUAUCAGGUGGAUCUGGAUUAUCACAAUUUAAUGGUCUUCGACAUAUGACUGGUGAUUCAAAUGGUACAUACAUAUAUGUUACUGAUUAUAAUAAUCAUCGUAUUAUGCGUUAUUCAACAAGUUCAACGUCAGGAACUAAUGGAGUUCUUAUGGCUGGUAAUAAUGGAGCUGGUAAUUCAAAUACAACAUUAUAUUAUCCAUGGGGUAUUCAUUAUUUGCCAUCUGUAAGUAAUGAUUUGUUUAUAACAAAUUAUUAUGGACAUACAGUGAUGCGUUGGACACCUGGUGCAUCAUCAGGCUAUUUUGUAGCUGGAGUGCCAGGUGUAUCAGGUCAAAGUCCUAUUUUACUCAAUUAUCCUAUGGGUGUUAAAAUUGAUACUUAUCUGAAUAUAUAUGUUGCUGAUACUAGUAAUAGUCGAAUACAAUUGUUUUGUGCUAACAGUCAAACUGGAAUUACUAUUGCAGGUACUGGUCAAUCUGGUAAUAGUGCUACACAAUUGAAUGCACCAGAAAGUGUUGCAUUCGAUUCAGCAAUGAAUCUUUAUGUUGCUGAUGCAGGAAAUUCUCGAGUUCAAAGAUUUGUCAAAUUUUAA
Rotaria sordida is the source of this 1380-nucleotide messenger RNA. Lineage: Eukaryota; Metazoa; Rotifera; Eurotatoria; Philodinida; Philodinidae. The record is from the annotation of a GenBank genome assembly.